Messenger RNA from Dryobates pubescens (Downy woodpecker), 910 nucleotides. RefSeq names its product mitochondrial matrix import factor 23 (gene MIX23). Gene Ontology annotation, cellular component: mitochondrion; mitochondrial intermembrane space. The coding region runs from base 1 to 597 and encodes 198 amino acids. NCBI's taxonomy places the organism in Eukaryota, Metazoa, Chordata, Aves, Piciformes, Picidae. The record is from RefSeq and is a predicted model, not a curated record. The transcript has 4 exons.
AUGACGAGCUCGACCUCAGCCCUGCCAGCUUCCCCUCAAUGUCACCGCUCAGCGCCAGGGCCGACGACCGCCGCGCCGACGCCCGGGACCGCCCAAAGGCGGCGCCGGCCCCGGAGCCCGCCCCGUCACUGGAGCGGCCCCACGCCGGCGGGGUCGCAGCCCCGCUCGUCAUCCCUCCUCCUCGCUGCAUUGGCCGCCGCCGCUGCCCUCGGCCUUUCCAAUAUGGCGGCGCCCAGCGCGGCGGCGAGCUGCGAGGACUUCGCCGAGUUCCAGGAGUUGCUCAGGGUGAUGAGGACAAUUGACGACAGAAUCGUCCACGAGUUAAACACUACAAUCCCAACAGCUUCUUUUGUGGGGAAAAUUGAUGCCGGCCAGACAUGUAAAGAGCUCUAUCAGUCUUUGACAGAUGCUCACACCAGCAGAGAGAGGAUCAUCAAAAACUGCAUCGCUCAGACGUCCAGUGUAGUGAAGGCUCUCAGAGAAGAGAGAGAAAAAGCCCAGGAUGAUGUAGCAUUAUUAAAGCAACUCAGGAAAGAGCAAACCAAGGUCUUUAACGAGCGGUGCCGAAUUCACUACAAGCCUCCGAAGAGUCAAUGAGGUGGGGUGGUGUCCAUCAAGGUGGUCCACAACCAGGAGAGCCAAACUGGAAAGAGGUCUUGGGUGAGCUGUGCUGGAACCCUCCAGAACCAGUGGAACCCAGUCUUGUUUUGGACCUACUUAGCUGAAACCUCAAGUCUGAAAUGAUUUUCCUGUAAUCAAGAGCAAACAACUCAUCUUUUGUACAAGCUGCCUGACACAAAUGAGUUUUAUAGUAUUAAAAUCAUUUUCAAAUGGAAUGGGAAACUGGCAUCUUUCUUGGAGCUGUACAGCUGCAGCAGUCCUGCAGGGGAAGGAACAGUCAAACCCAGCA